AUGUUGGCUAUCAUAUUCCCAUUUUACUUGAUAAUCUCUGCUCAGUGCUCAGAGUUGGACAUUACUAUAGAUGACUAUGAAAUUAUUGAUGGAAUACGUGUUCUUAAAGAGAAAAUAGUUCAAGGUGAAAACAAGGAUGAAGUCAUUAACAAGGAAGAUGUGAAAGGCAGCGAAGACAAUGAGGAARUAAGUGAUGACGGCGAUGAUAACGAUGAAGAAGAGAUGUACGAUGAUGUAUUAAGUGAAGACGACGCAACAGAGGAAGACGAAGAGAUCACCAGACAUUUGCCAACUGAUUGCCAUGUGUGUAGAUUGGUUGUGCUAGAACUACAGCACAGAUUGGCUCAUUUUGGCCGAGUACGGAAAGAAAGAGAAAGCAAACCGCCUAUAUACUAUAAAGAGAGAGUUAAGAGUGUGUUUAGACGCCAACUCGAAGACGCUAUGAAAGGUUCAAAGAUUAAAAAGUUCACGUUUUUGACGUCUGAAGAUGGUAUUGAUGACCCAACGGGAGAAAUUGGAAGGCUACAAAAAAAGUGUCAUAAACUAUUGGUUAAACAUCAGCACACAAUCGUKUACUGGUUCAUGAAGAAACAAUCACGUGACUUGACGGACUGGUUCUGUCGYAAAAGAGUUCUUGACGUCGGUGAUCGAAAUUGUUUAGAUGCUGAAAUUCCAGUGGUACAAAGAAUAAGAAAUAAUUCUUCCAAGAAUAAGAAUCAAACUAAAGAUAAAGUGAAAAGAGAGGAGCUGUGAAAAAUGUAGGGCAAACAUGGUCAAUACAUGGAUAAAAGACACUGAUGAGUCCUAACUUGGCGUAAUCAAGUAAUCAAUGCGACAUUUUAGGCCCUGUUUACAUGAGAUAG
Exaiptasia diaphana is the source of this 863-nucleotide messenger RNA. RefSeq lists its product as uncharacterized. Lineage: Eukaryota; Metazoa; Cnidaria; Anthozoa; Actiniaria; Aiptasiidae. Bases 1 to 753 code for a protein of 250 amino acids. The transcript is spliced from 6 exons. The record is from RefSeq and is a predicted model, not a curated record.